Molecule: messenger RNA, 1072 nt
Organism: Linum tenue
Lineage: Eukaryota; Viridiplantae; Streptophyta; Magnoliopsida; Malpighiales; Linaceae
Source: the annotation of a GenBank genome assembly
CGUGACUUUAAAUCCACGCGCCGGGCCGCCCAUAUAAAUCCAAAGGGACGAGGAAAGAGCUCGAAAUUUCGAAACUCCAGAAAUCGAACCCGCCUUAAUCGCCCUGUCACCGUUCCUCCAAUCCGUUCUUCUGUUUCUGUUUGGGUGCUGGGAAGAUGUCGGCGGAUUCGUACUCCGAGAGAAGUUUGUACGGUGGCGCAAUCUCCAGCACCUUUCCUCUCAGGUUCCAGGAUGUGAGCGAUCUUCGUCAAGUUCCUGAUCACCAGGAAGCUUUCGUGGACCCUGCAAGGGAUGAGAGUUUAAUCUUUGAGCUCUUGGAGUUGAAGCAUGAAGUUGGAGAUAAUGGAAGUGCUGCUUGGUUUCUCCAAGACCUUGCUAAUGAGCAAGAUGCUGAAGGGUUCACCCUUCUAGAGCAAUCAGGAGUGGUUGAGGUGCCAGGUUUACGAUACAGGAACCUUCCGGUUGUUAUUACCACUGCAGUUGGACAAAUGGUACUUUCUAUCUCUAAGGGACGCCAAGGAAGGGAAGCUCAAAACAUUGUGAAGGUGUAUUUGGCGAACAUAAGACUGAAGGAAGUUGGCACGGACAUGCUUAUAACAGCUUACGAACCCAUCGUGAUAAAUCCAUUCAGCGAAAGUGCAAGCGCAGUUGGUGCUGGGCUAGCAGCUCCAGCCUUGCAAUCUGGGUUCAUGCCUAUGUCAGAGGUGUACAAAGUUGCGGUGACUUCAAUGAAAGUGAACGACUGGAGCCUUUUUGGUGCUCCAUCUUAGGGAACACUGUCUGAUUAACCAGAACGGGAAAUGAACUCACUGAGCAGCUUUGGUCUGGUGUACCACUCGAUUCAAGCCCCAUUCUCUCUCGUUCCCUCCACGGUUCAUAUGUGAACAAGCUGAUUGGUUAGGAAUGAAUUUCCCUUUUGCUUUUUAUGGAAUUAGUGUUUUGGGAAAUCUUUUUCGUUUCAAUGGUUUAGUCUGUGACUUUUUUAUACGUCUCAAGUGGGUUAGUGGCUGAAUGUGGUCAAAAUGGUGAUGGUCAAAUUUGUUUUGGUAGUGUGGAAUUAUUAAAAAAAAAA